AUGGCUCCGGUUGGUCCACGUUCCGGUGAUGCCAUCUUCUCCAGCAUCGAUCGCGUGAAUGCAGAGUUAUUCACAUUGACGUAUGGUGCAAUCGUGCGUCAAUUGCUUACUGACCUCGAAGAUGUCGAGGAAGUCAACAAACAGCUUGAUCAAAUGGGAUACAACAUUGGUAUCCGACUUAUCGAUGAGUUUCUUGCCAAAUCUGGUGUUUCAAGAUGCGUUGAUUUCAAGGAAACCGCUGAAAUGAUUGCCAAGGUGGGUUUCAAGAUGUUUUUGGGGGUCACUGCAUCAGUGUCAAGCUGGGACGCGGAAGGGACUUGCUGCAGUAUAAUCUUGGAGGACAAUCCCCUCGUUGAUUUCGUGGAGCUUCCCGAUACUUGUCAAGGUCUUUACUACUGCAACGUCUUGAGUGGAGUUAUAAGAGGCGCUUUGGAAAUGGUGUCAAUGAAGGCAGAAGUGACGUGGACGCGUGAUGCUCUUCGUGGGGAUGAUGCUUAUGAGUUGCAGGUGAAGCUACUGAAGCAAGUCGCUGAGGAGUAUCCGUACAAGGAUGAUGAAUAA
This is a messenger RNA of Eruca vesicaria subsp. sativa (arugula), 561 nucleotides long. Lineage: Eukaryota; Viridiplantae; Streptophyta; Magnoliopsida; Brassicales; Brassicaceae. The record is from the annotation of a GenBank genome assembly.